Molecule: messenger RNA, 2106 nt
Organism: Cavenderia fasciculata
Lineage: Eukaryota; Evosea; Eumycetozoa; Acytosteliales; Cavenderiaceae
Exons: 4
Coding region: 1-2106 (701 amino acids)
Cellular component (GO): membrane
Source: RefSeq, a predicted model, not a curated record
AUGUUGGCAGGUAAUAUAGCAGUAUUGGUUAUUGAACUAGCACUCAUAGGAGUGGUAGUAGUAUUUGGUAUGAAACAAUACAUAUCAUUUAGAAAGACACCAUUCUAUGCAUCUUCAACUGCAUGGCUUGGUUGGUUCCUUUGUUUCUCGAUUGUUUUCUUGGUACCUGUUGAUAUUUUAGCUACUGAUCAUAAUCAAUGUUUAGAAAAACAUGUAAAUCAAACAGGUGAUUUCUGUCACGAACCAAUUACAUAUGUACCAGAGAGUUUAAUGUUGGCUCAAUGGAAAGUAUUGUAUUGGGGUACAUUUAUAUUUUCAUGGGCAAUAUUUCCAGUACUUCAAACCUUUUCAGUGACUGGUGAUUUUAGAUUCCAAGAGAGAUUGUGGCGUGCAAUCAAAGACAAUAUCAUUCUUUAUAUCUUUAUGGGUAUCGCUGGUCUUAUUUUCGUAAUCGUAUUAUUUGCCCUCAAAAAUAUGACAUUGGAUGGUCUGAUAUCGUUGGUCAUGUCUCUGGCCAAUGCUUAUGGUCUGGUACUUGUUGUCAUUACAAUGGGCUUUGGUUUGGUCGAUCUUCCUCGUAAUCUAUUGCGUCAGUCUGACAAGUACAAGACACUCAGACACUAUCGUGUCGACGCCGUUGUCCUUAGAAAUGACUUGGAGCAAUCACAGUCUGCUCUCAACGAUCACCUUCGUUUGAUCAAAGCAACAUCUGAUGCUGCUGGUGAAUACGAUCCAUACAGACCCUAUCUCGAUAUUAUCAUCUCAAAAUGUCCAUUAGAGUUUGCAAUGAAUGACAAUACACCAUCGUCUGUUUCUGUCGAUUCUGAACUGUCCUAUGACAAGUUGGUAUCAAUGCAUUCAACUCUUAUGGAUCUGGUUCACCAAAAUCAAAGAGCAACCGUCAUGUACGAUCGUUUAUUGGGCAAGGGUUUCGCCACUGAAGAUAUCAUUGACACUAUCGAGGUGCCUGCCAAGACUAGAGAGAAAAAAAUUAAAUGGAGUUUUAAACAUUAUUCUAAAAAUCCAAACAAAGUUUUAUUUGAAUACUAUUGGAUAGUUUAUAUUCACCCAGCAUUAUAUAAAUUCUUGGGAGUUGUUUGCUCAAUCAUGUCAUUAUUAAUUGUAUGGAGUGAACUUUCAUUGGCAUUCAAAGGAGAGACUAAAAACUAUAGUCCCUUUGCUUUGGUCAUUAAUAAUUCAGGUGAUUCACUCAAUGGUAUUGGAUUACAGAUAUUCUGUUUUAUUCCUUUACUCUACAUGACCAUUUGUGCCUAUACUACAUUGUUUAAAUUUAGAAUAUUCAAUUACUAUAGAUUGGUACCUCAACAACAAACAAAUGCUAUGAGUAUUAUGUUUAGUGCAAAAUUGGCAGCUCCAUUAUCAUUCAAUUUUAUUCAAAUUUGUGCAUUGUCUGACGCAUCAUUCAAUGCUGUAAUGGGAGAGAUGGACGCAUUUUCGUUGGGCAAAAACUUUAUAUUCUUCUUUCCCAUAUUUGUUGCAGUCGUUUGCCUUGUAUCACUAUUCAAUGUUCACAAACGUGUUGCCAGUUGUUGUUGUAUUCCUCAACUGCGCAUUGUCACAGAUACUUCAGAUGCUGCCGUCGAAAAGGGUAUGAGAAUUCUCAAAGAAGAACGUGAAGCACGAACUGGUGACGGUGGUGUCCUUCCUCCAAAGCCUAGAGUCAUGAUUCUCAAGGAAUUUUUCACAGGCAAAAAGGAUAAAUCCAAAGAUACUUCACCAACAACAAAGGAUGGUGCAAAUUCUAACCAUGUCGCAAAUCCAUCGAGUUCAUUCUACAAACCAGAACCAAAAUCAACAAGAAUCAUUCAAGGUCUUUCAAGGGAUUAUAGUAGUAAAUCAGGAAAUACCUAUAAAUCAAGUGGAGCAAGUAGCACCAACAACAACAACAAUAUCAGUAUUAAUGGUGGCGGUGGAAAUAAUAAUAUAAUUUUAAAUAACGCAAAUACCUCAUCCUCUUCAAGUGGAAACGAUAGAAAGAGCUUACUAUCAAACUAUUGGGAUAAAUUAAACAAAAAUUCAAAACCAUUCUACGAAGACGAUGAUGACGACGAUUACGAUGUGGAAAUGGGAUCACUAAAAAAAUAG